CUCCUCUUCUUCCGAAAACCUAAAAGCUGCCGGCUGGCGCGCGCUCUGUAAUUAUUCCACUCUCGCGAAGCUGAGUGCCGACAGCCAAAAGCUCCGCGCCACUUUCCAUCUCUCUACCCCUCCGCACUGCGAUUCUGUUAGGGUGAGCGGACGGUUUCUCGGCAGCCCCCCCCCCCCACAACACCUGGACCAGGGCGUUUGUCGGGACACGGGGGCCGUCUAUAGAGGAGUCUCGAGCUCGUGACAAAUGCUCGAGACCCGCGGCAGGUGCCCCCAGGCCCGAUGGGGAGGGAGACGAGCAGAACAGUGAUGGGACAGUUUUCGGGAGGAUGCUACUUGACUUUUUCCGUCCUCGUGCUCCUUGGUUUGCAAGUCCCAGCCGCGGUAGCUCGAGGUCCCCGGGGUGAAGCCCUGCAGCAUGGCCAGUCUGGGACCCUGCCUCGUUUCCUGGAGGAGCCUGUUGAUGCCUACAUCAUCAAGAGUAACCCAAUCAAGCUCAGAUGCCAAGCCCGGCCUGCUCUCCAAAUCUUCUUUAAGUGCAAUGGUGAAUGGGUCCACCAGAGCCAGCACAUGUCUCAGGAGCACACUGAUGUUGGGACAGGGCUGAAGAUCCGUGAAGUUAUGAUCAACGUGUCGCGCCAGCAAGUGGAGGACUUUCAUGGCCCAGAGGAUUACUGGUGCUUGUGUGUUGCCUGGAGCCACCUGGGAACCUCCAAGAGCCGCAAGGCAACUGUCCGGAUUGCCUACCUGAGGAAGAACUUUGAACAGGACCCUCAAGGCACUGAGGUGCCUUUGAAUGGCAUGAUUGUGCUGCACUGUCGUCCCCCAGAGGGAGUGCCUGUGGCUGAGGUGGAGUGGCUAAAAAACGAGGAGGCUCUCAGCUUUGAUGACGACGGUGUCAUCGAUAUGAGGGGCGACCAUAAUCUUAUCAUCUCAGACGCCCGUCUCUCUGACUCUGGAAACUACACCUGCGUUGCCAGCAACAUUGUGGCCAAAAGACGCAGUGCUACAGCUACAGUUGUGGUAUACGUGAACGGAGGCUGGUCAUCGUGGACAGACUGGUCCCCCUGUAACGUCCGCUGUGGACGAGGUGUGCAGAAACGUUCGCGAACUUGCACAAAUCCAGCUCCUCUCAACGGAGGGGCCUUCUGUGAGGGCAUGUCGGUACAGAAGAGCACAUGCAACACAGUUUGUCCAGUGGAUGGUGGCUGGGGGGAGUGGAGUGAGUGGUCAGUGUGUGGUUCAUCCUGCGAGAGGCAACGCAGCAGAGAGUGUACAGCUCCAGAGCCCAAACAUGGAGGUCGACUGUGUGACGGGGUGGCAGUGGCCGUGGACAACUGCACCGGCAGCCUCUGCACACAGACAGAUCGGAAGCUGCUUCAUGAUGCUAAGCCACGCGGUGCAGAGAGCACCAGUGAUGUGGCCUUAUACUCAGGCCUGGCUGCAGGCGUGGUGACCGUGGUGUUGCUGAUAGUUGCUGUCACUCUUUACCGACGGAGCCAGAGCGAGUAUGGUGUUGAUGUUAUCGACUCCUCCGCCCUUACUGGAGGCUUCCAGUCUUUAAGCUUCAAGACCUCCCGACAAGCAAACCCCCUGCUUAUUAAUUCAUCCAUGCAGCCCGAUCUGACUGUGUCACGUACCUACACCAGCCCCAUGUGUUUUCAGGACUCCAUUGACAAAGAGAUAAUGGCUGAACGCUCCCUUCUUGACACGCUGCCUGACCUCAAGGCCAAAGGGACAACGGAAAGGGCAGAGUACCACGUCGUGUCCCACCCUCAGACAUUUCCGCGGGGCUUGGCUCCAGACUACAGAGGGGUUGCAGUGGGGACAACGCUGGGCAGAAGAGGCAAAAACCUUUUCACUCCACAAGUCUGUCUGACUCCCAGCAGGCCUCUACACAAAGCAACUGCAGUGUUUGGCCACGCUGGAGGCAGGCUGGUGGUACCUAACACAGGUAUCAGUCUGUUGGUGCCUCAUGGGGGAAUUGCAGAAGACACUACCUGGGAAAUGUACAUGAGCAUCAACCAGGAGGACAGCAGCACUGUGUCCGAGGAUGGGUCGGAGAUCUUUCUGAGCCCUGCAGUCACAUAUGGUCCACCAGGCCUUGACCUGUCCUGUCCCAUAGCCAUGACCAUAGCACAUUGUGUGGAAGUUCCUCCUGAUAACUGGACCAUCCGGUUAAAGAGACAAAUCCAGGACAAGUGGGAGGAAGUGAUGUCUGUGGAUGAGGAGAGUACAUCCUGCUACUGUCUGCUGGAGGCUCAGAGGUGCCACGUGCUGCUGGGGCAGCCGGGUCGUUACGCACUGGUGGGGGAGCCCCUGAACCAGGAGGCAGCAAAGCAUCUAAGACUGGCUGUGUUUGGGAGUCCAGACACCAGCAACUCUCUGGGCUUCACCCUCAGGGUGUACUGUGUGGACGACACACCCCAUGCAUUUCAGGAGGUGGCCGUGGGAGAGCGCAGCAGGGGUGGACGGCUGCUGGAAGAACCUAAAAUUAUGCUGUUCAGGGGGAACACUUUCAGCCUCCAGGUGUCCAUCCAGGACGUCCCACAGUUACUCUGGAGCAUCAAGCCUUUCACCACCUGCCAGGAGUUCUCCUUUUCUCAGGUGUGGGCCAGUAACCAGCGUCCCCUGCAGUGUGCCUUCUCUUUGGAGCGAUACAGCCACUCCUCGUCCCAGCUCUCCUGCAAGAUCAGCAUCCGGCAGGUCACAGGAGAAGAGCAGAUACUCCAGAUCUAUACAUCUGUGGAGAAUGAAAAGGGAGUGGUUCCCUUUUUCACUCAGUCAGACUGUACGGUCACCUCUCAGACAGGGUCGAGGGCUUUCAAAAUCCCCCUGUCCAUCCGUCAGCGGAUCAGCGCCACCUUUGACGUCGCUAAUGCCAACGGGAAGGACUGGCAGCUCUUGGCUCAAAAGCUCCACAUAGACAGGAACCUGUGCUACUUUGCAUGCCAGGAGAGUCCGUCCUCGGUGAUUCUGAGUCUGUGGGAAGCCCAGCACCAGGACUCUGGAGACCUGGACUCGCUGGCCAGUGCCCUUGAGGAAAUCGGCAAGGUUCAGUCCCCCAGGGGCACCGCCACUCUUGGCUGCAACAAGGAGGACUCUGAAUACACAAAAUUUGGGUAGGGAAGGUCCAUGGCAGAUCACAUCAUGACGAACCUUUACUGCAUGACACUGAUGAUCAGGUGUACUGACUAACCUAAGGAGAGGAGCAGACUGUUAUUAAAGGAGCACCUCUGCUAAAGCAAAUGGUCCGUACAGACACAACAAAGUCAAGAUAUGACCAAGAGGAAGGUAAAAAUUACAAGACAUUUGGUAAGGGGUAUCAGUAUGCCACAUACCAAACUUUGAGAAAUAUCCACUUCUGUCAUCCCUGAAGACCAAUUCAAUCACCUGUAUUCAAAGAUUGUAGAUGUAUGUGUGAAGAAGACUCCUAAUAGGAAUGACUGCCAAACAGGUUGUUGUUGUGACCCAGUACACAGUACUUGCCAUCAAACAGUCCUCUGGGUAAUGAAAAUGUUUCAUGUAAUAAUGUCAUUACAGACAUUUGUCAUUAAUUUUCUAGAUCUCCUGUUGCUUUCUUUUCUGAACUGUGUGUUUAAUGUUUCUGACGUUUGAUUUUUAAAAAGAAAAGGAAAAAGAAAGGAAAGAGGAAAAACAAAAAGUAGGGAACUUUUCUGUCUUGUCCAUCCCGUGAAGUCAGAGACAACAACCAGGAGUUAUUUAAAAGAAGUUAGGUCCUGAUGUGUCAAAUGGAGAAUCCCACCCGUGAGCACAUGAGAAUAAUUUCAACCUCACGGAUGGAAAAUCAUCAAAGCGACGACUGCAGCGGAGAACCCGGCCGAUCUGUGCCUCAUCUGAAAACGCAGACAGAACUAAACCACAUCCCUUGAUGUCAAGUAAUCAACGUGUGGAGAAUUUAGAGGAAAUCUAAUGUUUCACUAUGAAACAUGUGACUUCAUACUAAAUGGAGCAGGGGAGAUUACAAACCCUGCAAAUUACUGGCACCAGUUAGGAUUUGUGUAUUUUUAAGACUCCUUAGAGCUUCUUUUUUGUUCUCUUUUUUUCUUUAUUUAAAUUUUGAUGUUUGGCUUGACUGGAGCUGCUUCUCUUGGACUAGAUCAUCAAAUACCUGAGCAUCAUGAUUUGAGGACACUUCAGUAGCCCUCGCUCCCUCUCCUAUGUCAUCUCAACAGAGCCAGCAUCUGCUUAAAAUCCCCACAGUCAGUUGCUCCAUUUGCCCCUCUACCUAAUAAAGUGACACUGUGUUGAA
Messenger RNA from Melanotaenia boesemani (Boeseman's rainbowfish), 4273 nucleotides. RefSeq names its product netrin receptor UNC5D-like. The record is from RefSeq and is a predicted model, not a curated record. The transcript has 18 exons. Lineage: Eukaryota; Metazoa; Chordata; Actinopteri; Atheriniformes; Melanotaeniidae. Gene Ontology annotation, cellular component: membrane. Gene Ontology annotation, molecular function: netrin receptor activity; protein binding. Gene Ontology annotation, biological process: netrin-activated signaling pathway. Bases 283 to 3126 code for a protein of 947 amino acids.